Molecule: messenger RNA, 641 nt
Organism: Phalaenopsis equestris
Lineage: Eukaryota; Viridiplantae; Streptophyta; Magnoliopsida; Asparagales; Orchidaceae
Product: probable histone H2A.3
Exons: 2
Coding region: 53-457 (134 amino acids)
Cellular component (GO): nucleosome
Molecular function (GO): structural constituent of chromatin; DNA binding; protein heterodimerization activity
Source: RefSeq, a predicted model, not a curated record
CAUCCUUUUUCUUUCUGCUGGCCAGAACCAAACCCUAGAAUCUUUCGUAACCAUGGCUGGAAGAGGAAAGGCGAUCGGAUCCGGAGCCUCGAAGAAGUCCACUUCGAGGAGCAGCAAGGCCGGCCUUCAAUUUCCUGUCGGCCGUAUUGCUCGAUUUCUCAAGGCUGGCAAGUAUGCUGAGCGAGUUGGCGCCGGUGCUCCGGUCUAUCUCGCCGCCGUUCUUGAAUACCUUGCUGCAGAGGUUUUGGAGUUGGCCGGAAAUGCUGCCAGGGAUAACAAGAAGACUAGGAUUGUGCCAAGGCACAUUCAAUUAGCUGUUAGGAACGAUGAGGAGCUCUCUAAGCUUCUGGGCACUGUGACUAUUGCUAACGGUGGUGUUAUGCCUAACAUUCACAACCUUCUUCUUCCUAAAAAGGUUGGGGGGACGUCUAAAGCUGGACCAGCUGAUGAUGAAUGAAGACAGUUCAAAUCAAAGUCUCAACUUUUUUAUAAUUUUUUUGGCUGUUUUAUAUGGAUUAGUUCUUGUUUAGUGUUGUAUGAUCUAACUGGAUUACUUUGUGUUUCUGUUUAUGCUUUUCUGUUGGUGGAGAAGAUGCCAUGGAUAUAAAAUUUUCUCUAUUUAUUGUUAAGUUUAUUGAUAA